GGCGCCGCCGCGGGCCCGGGCCCCGACGCGGGGACGGGGGCGGUUGCCGGCGCGACCGCAGCGCCCGCCGAGCCCCGGAAGCCGCAGGGCGUGAAGCGGCACCACCACAAGCACAACCUGAAGCACCGUUACGAGCUGCAGGAGACGCUGGGCAAGGGCACCUACGGCAAAGUCAAGCGCGCCACCGAGCGCUUCUCGGGCCGAGUGGUUGCUAUAAAAUCCAUUCGUAAGGACAAAAUUAAGGAUGAACAAGACAUGGUUCACAUCAGACGAGAGAUUGAGAUCAUGUCGUCCCUCAGCCAUCCUCACAUCAUCAGUAUUUAUGAAGUGUUCGAGAACACUGACAAGAUUGUUAUCAUCAUGGAGUACGCCAGCAAAGGCGAGCUGUACGAUUACAUCAGCGAGCGCAGACGCCUCAGUGAGAGGGAGACCAGGCACUUCUUCCGGCAGAUCGUCUCCGCCGUGCAUUACUGCCACAAGAAUGCCGUGGUCCACCGGGACUUGAAGCUGGAGAACAUCCUGCUCGAUGACAACUGCAACAUCAAGAUUGCUGACUUUGGGCUCUCCAACCUGUACCAGAAGGACAAGUUCCUGCAGACAUUUUGUGGGAGUCCGCUCUAUGCAUCCCCUGAAAUUGUCAACGGGAGGCCUUACCGAGGGCCAGAGGUGGACAGCUGGGCACUGGGCGUGCUGCUCUACACUCUUGUUUACGGAACGAUGCCCUUUGACGGGUUUGACCACAAGAACCUCAUCCGGCAGAUCAGCAGCGGAGAGUACCGGGAGCCCACGCAGCCCUCAGACGCCCGAGGGCUCAUUCGGUGGAUGCUGAUGGUGAACCCCGAUCGCAGAGCCACCAUCGAGGACAUCGCCAACCACUGGUGGGUGAACUGGGGCUACAAGAGCAGUGUGUGCGACUGCGACGCCCUGCGUGGCUCCGAGUCCCCGCUCUUGGUGCGGAUCAUCGACUGGCACCACCGGUCCUCAGGGCUGCAGGCAGAAGCAGAGACCAAGGCGAGGGACGAGGUCACGCUGGAGCAGCAGCGCUUGCUGAAGAAGUCCAAGAAGGAGAGCGGCUUGGGCCAGGCCGGCCCGGACUCGGUGGCUGAGGGCGCGUCCAGGCUGAGCUCCAAGCGGCCCAAGGGCAUCCUGAAGAAGCGCAGCAACAGCGAGCACCGGUCCCACAGUGCCGGCUUCAUCGAGGGCAUCGUGGGGCCUGCCUUGCCCACCGCUUUCAAGAUGGAGCAGGACUUGUGCCGGACCGCCGGGCCCCUGGCUGGCUCCCCCGAGGCUGAGGCGGGAGGACACUCGGGAACACUCGGCCCCAAGCAGUCGGCCACCAUGCCCAAGAAAGGCAUUCUGAAAAAGACUCCGCAGAGAGAAUCGGGCUACUACUCCUCCCCGGAGCGCAGCGAGUCCUCGGAGCUGCUGGAUGGGGACGACGGCACAGGCAGCGGCCCGCCUCCCCCGAGCCCCCCAGCCCCAGCCCGGGUGGCCUCCCACAGCCUGUCCUGCCACAGGAAAGGCAUCUUGAAGCACAGCAGCAAGUACUCAGCGGCCGGCAGCCCCGAAACGCCCACACUGGAAUCCCCGUUGGAGCCCGGCGUCCCCGCCGAGGGCCUGUCCCGGAGCUGCAGUCGGCCCUCCAGUGUGGUCAGCGAUGACAGCGUCCUGUCCAGCGACUCCUUUGACCUGCUGGACCUGCAGGAGAACCGGCCCGCCUGCCAGCGCAUCCGCAGCUGCGUCUCAGCCGAGAACUUCCUCCAGAUCCAGGACUUCGAGGGGUUGCACAACCGGCCGCGGCCCCAGUACCUGAAGCGGUACCGGAAUCGGCUGGCGGACAGCAGCUUCUCGCUCCUCGCGGACAUGGACGACGUGACUCAGGUGUACAAGAAGGCCCUGGAGAUCUGCAGCAAGCUCAACUAGCCCUGAGGGGCGCAGGGACGGGCGGACGGGUGGGGAGGGUGCGAGAGUCGCGCUCAGGCUGUCACCACGGGGCUGGCUGGCUUGGCUGAGUGUGGGGCGGGAGCCAGCACCGAGCAGGGGAACAGGCUCUUGCCAGUCAGACUUGGGUCAGACACCCGGUAGAGGUUGGCAAGGUGGUGUUGGCAGCACUUGGUGGGGAAGGGACUGGGGCGAGGGGUGUUUCCCCGGCUUUGCAUGAGCCCCGAGGGCUCGCCCCUCCUCCCUCCUCCUUGGCAACCUUGGUCUGGCUGCACGGAGCUUGGAAGGUGAUUUCAGCAACCUGAGCUUGAAUUGGCACUCGAUUGCUCCUGGCUCCUGGAGUGCUAGUUGGAGCCCAGGCCCAUCAGAGUGCUGUUAUCGAGUAGCAAUGGCGGCCAUGGGAUCGGAAGGGGGGGUAGCACUCCUGCCGUGUCCUUGUCAUCUCUGACCUGUCUCAGCCCUGGGCAUCAGCUGAAGCGGCCCAUGGGGUCUGUGUUAACUCCUUCUGCCACUAGGGUGGCAUGUGAGUGGGAGACACAGCCUUGGUGGGAGAAAUUGUGCUCUGAACUCCGCCAGGGACACCAGUCAGCCCAGGGUGGGCUUUGGCUCCUCGCUGUCUUCCACCUCCUCCUCCCUGACAUCGGCCCUGCUCUUCAGCACUGCCUCCGAGGGUGGAGAGGGGACGUGAUGACAGUGAAAGCUGUUGCAGGAGAGGCGCACACGCCCCUGUGUGGUGCCUGCACAGCGGAGAGGAUGUCGGCCUGUGCCAGCAAGGCUGCACUUUCCACAGUGCUGCAGCCUUAACUGGAGGCUGCCCCGGGGUCCACCCCUGCACCUGCUCGGACUUGGGGUGUGGCACUGUGCAUGGUCUGCAGAGGCCAGUGGCCUCAACCUUGGCCCAGCUCACUGCGAUGGAGCGGCUUCCCCGCCGGGCGUGGGCUCGAAGAGCUGUAGGAAUCUGCUGAAGGGAGUUAGCGCACAGGUGGGUGAGGAGCAUCAGAGAGAAGGUGCCCUGGCCCAAAGCCAGGGAUUCUAGAGCAGGGCUUGUGGGGGAGGGGAAGCUCCAUCUGUUUCCACAAGCAGGGUGUCAGAAGAGCAGGAGUGAACUGGGGAAGCUGGGGGGAGAGGAGCAUUUCCUUAGAAGUUGGCCAUGUGUUCUGGGGAGGCAGGAAGGAAGUGAAGCGGGGCUCUGAGUAUUGAAACCAGGUAUGCAGUGUCUGAACACCGCCUUAGAGACGUCAUCGCGUCCGGGAGGAUCUGGCCCCUCUGGGAUGACUCCACAUUCUACUGGCUUGAGCAAGUCCAAAGCCUUGUGUUGAGGGGCCCAGCUUCUGACAGGAGGACUGGCCUUGGGAAACCUUUGGAAAAGCCAGCCUUCUCCGGCACUCAGGACGUGUGUCAGGGUGCAGUCACCCCUGCCGUUGGGAGAUGCGCCUGUCCCCUCGCUGCCGGCUCCGGUGCUCCUGCUUCUGAUUCCUCAGCUUGAGCCAAGCACUGUUUUAUGGGAAGCUGCUCAGUUUCCUGCAUUCAGUUCCACCUCCUUCCUUAACUCAAGAGGGUCUAACGGGGAGCAAAAUCUGUAGAGAUCAGAUUGCGCUGGGGCCCUGGGGGCUCUGCAGGCUGCUCUGGGCCUCAGCCUGGGGGAGCCCCUGCUCCUGGCCUGGCUGUCCCGGCUCCUUGAGCAGCCUGCACCGCCACACUUCGGGCCGUCCGCGGCUGUCCAGUGACCCGGGGGUCACCCCUCCAGGCUGGUGGGUUUCCCUUGUUGCCGAGUGACUGUGUCUGCUCGGUCUGUCCCACCCUCCUAAUCUGCAGUGUCCGGAUUGACCUUUAAGGAAAGCUACUCCCUCCUCCCUCGGCCCAGACACCAGAUGGCCUCCUUUGUCACGCAACUCCACAGAUCGGAUCGGAUGGUGGUGAAGACAGAUUUGGAGAGGAGCCCUGGUCUGCCCUUAGGGCGCCUGUGGGCCCAGGUACCUGCGUUUUUCGGGGGGCUGUUUUCCUGUCGCUGGUCUCGGGCCCUGCUCAGUGCUGACCUUCUGCUGAUGUUGCUUUGCUUUAAGAUGUGAUGUUGAUGGUGCUUUCCAGGAAAAACUGGGAACGGAGGGAAAAGCCCUUCCCAGCAGCCUCUCUGCUCCUUCCUAAGCCCUGUCUCCCCUGCCAGGCAAUCCCCAGCCAAAGAGAUUAUGCUUGAAUCAUUUCCGUGGAAUUACAAGUGAGAGACUGUGGAUGGAGCAGGAGAGUCCUCGUCAGCUCUCCGGGCCCUUGCCUGGCCUCUGGGGGCCUUUCAGCGUCUUAGUUUACACAUCUGCCAAAGGGGUAGAAUUAACUGCUUUUGCAGGUAAAUGUCAAGGCACGAUCAGUUUUCAGGAAGUGCUUUGAGACCCCAGGCGACAUGAACAUGCUAAGUACCCUCUGAAUUUCCAUCCCUGUGACCAGGGGCUGCCUCCUCUGAAGACCCCGGUGGCAAGGGGCACCGUGCAGGGUGGAAUUCAGGCGAGCUCUGCCCAGGCCUGCUGUCUUGAGUACAAAUGUGAAUGGCUGACUGCUUGUUGCCAAACUGGAAAUGUUCUGUAGGGAUUUACUGGCAUGGGAUCAUUCCUAGGGGGACAAGAGAAAGAGAAACUUGACUGCACAUUUUUUUUUUAAAUCCGUGUUGUGACUUUUAUUUAAUUUCUAUUUUUUUGGUAAUAAAAAGUUGACUUUUUAAUUUGAAUCUGUCUUUUUUAUUUAUUGGUCUGAAAGGCAUUUCAAAGGUAUUAUAAUAAUAUAUUGGUGUAAUUUAAUUGGUGCAACAUGCUUUAUGGCUCCCAUCAAAAUUCGUUUGCACUCAUUUGAUUGGCUUGAGAACAGCCUACAGGGAAGCAAAGCUGGACAACCACCCAAAGUGUUUGUAUUUUCAUUGGAAAAUGAUUUUUCAUUUCUUUUUUUGUUUCUAUUUUUAUUUUUAAGUUAAAUAAAUUGCAAUGAACUGAACUGAA
Messenger RNA from Heterocephalus glaber (naked mole-rat), 4922 nucleotides. It is a transcript of the gene Nuak1, whose product is annotated as NUAK family kinase 1. The record is from RefSeq and is a predicted model, not a curated record. Gene Ontology annotation, molecular function: tau-protein kinase activity; ATP binding. Gene Ontology annotation, cellular component: cytoplasm. Gene Ontology annotation, biological process: intracellular signal transduction; protein phosphorylation; microtubule cytoskeleton organization. NCBI's taxonomy places the organism in Eukaryota, Metazoa, Chordata, Mammalia, Rodentia, Bathyergidae.